This is a messenger RNA of Brassicogethes aeneus, 1542 nucleotides long. NCBI's taxonomy places the organism in Eukaryota, Metazoa, Arthropoda, Insecta, Coleoptera, Nitidulidae. The record is from the annotation of a GenBank genome assembly.
UGGCUUCUUUACAAAUUGUUAAUUGCAAAUAAUAAUUUAAUAAAGAAAAUACUUACCUAAACCACAUUAUAUUUAAGUAAUAUACCUAAUUAAAUAAAUCUGGGCUAGAUUAUCUAGCGAGUUGCUAGUGGCAACACGUGAAGUAGAAUGUCAAUUAUUUGAUUUUUUUCGUUUAUAGGUUAUGAUUGAAAGAAACCCUUAAAUUUGUAUUUUUAAAUAAAAACAAUGGAAAAUAACAUAGAGGAAAGUAACAAUAGAGAUGGUAAAUUUGAAGAUGUAAAAUCUUCAGAAAAUAAAGAUAUUGAUGAAAUUGAAGAGGAAAAAAAUAAAGUAAAGGAAAAAACAGAGUUGGCAUCAAAUUAUGAUGAAAAAAAUGUUCACUAUGAAGGAGAUAUAGCUAUAUAUACAGAUACUGCAACAGGGUAUCGUUAUCAAUGGGACAAGGAAAAAAAUGAGUGGAUAGCUGCUUCAAAUGUAACAUAUGGGUUUGAGGACGACACGCACGUUUACACAGAUGGAGAUGGCGUGAAAUUUUUUUGGGAUAAGGAAAAAAUGGCUUGGUUUCCAAAGAUUGAUGAUGAUUUUAUGGCAAGGUAUCAAAUGAACUAUGGGUUUAUUGAGCCUGAAAAAACUGAAGAAAAACCCAAGAAAAUCGAAGAACCUAAGGAAGAAUUACCCAAAAAACCUAAAGGUGAGAAGAGGAAAGCCACUGAACCAACCUGGUUUCAAGUUGAUGAACAGCAGAAUACCAAUGUGUAUGUAUCAAAUUUACCAACUGAUAUAACAGAGCAAGAGUUUGUGGAUUUGAUGCAAAAGUGUGGGCUGGUUAUGAGGGACCAGCAAAAUGGCAAUUUUAAAGUUAAAUUGUACAAAGAACAAGGUACUGAUAUUUUAAAAGGUGAUGCUCUUUGUACUUACAUCAAAGUAGAAUCAGUUGAUUUAGCUCUUAAAUUAAUAGAUGGUAGUGAUUUUAAGGGCCAUAAAAUAUCAGUUGAGAAAGCCAAAUUCCAAAUGAAAGGCGAGUAUGACCCCAAAAUGAAACCAAAAAUGAAAAAAAGAAAAGAUAAACUGAAACUUAAAAAACAACAAGAAAAACUAUUUGAUUGGCGACCAGAAAAAGUUGCAGGGGAGAAAGCAAAACAUGAGAGAGUUGUCAUUAUUAAAAACCUAUUUGAUCCAAACAUAUUCGAUACUGAUGUCAGCCUUAUAUUGGAAUUCCAACAAGAUUUACGAGAGGAAUGUGCAAAAUUGGGGGAAGUUAAAACAGUAAAAAUCUUUGAUAGACACCCAGAAGGAGUUGCUCAAAUAAAUAUGAGCAAUCCUGAGGAAGCAGACGAAGUGGUAAAAUUAUUGAAUGGGAGGUGGUUUAUGAAACGCCAAUUAUCUGCAGAAAUUUGGGAUGGUAGAACCAAAUUCAGAAUUGCUGAAACAGAUUCCCAAAUCAGCCAAAGGCUUGAUAAAUGGGAUGAAUUUUUAGAGGAAGAAGAUGAUUCCAAAGAUAAAAAAACAGAUAAAUGUGCCUAAAUAAAUAUUACAAAUCAA